AUGGGUGGCAAAACGGUGGUGGCCACCAAGGGGAUGCCGAGGGGGCUACCAGGGCAAUGGGCAGCUGAUCUGCGGGGCCAAAGUCACUUUGUCAGUCGACAGAUUUCGCAGGGUCUUCCUGCAGUGGCAUUGUCUUUGGCUGCAAGAAAAAGAGGAAGCUGCAGCUCUAGAACAGGGAUGCUGUUUUCUUCCUUCCUGAGCACAGUGAGCAUUAUUGGCGCCUCAUACUGCCUUGUGGUAUCUCUCCAUGCUCUUUUGGAAGGACCUCUAAUUUGCAAUCCAAAUGGCAAAGAUUCAUCCAACUGCAUCUCUUCAUUGAAAAAUGUAAGUAAUUUUCAAGAACAAGUCUUUCAGCUGGACUGGUUUUUCAAGGGUAACUGUGGACUGACUCUUCCAGACAAUUUCCUAACUAAUAAUGAUAUCUUGGGUCUUCACCGUAGUAAAAUCAGCCGGUCUUUUGGCUCUGAUGAAAAUGAGCAGAAGAUUCUCCACCUUUCUGUACUCAUUGGUCUGUUUAUAACUGGUGUUCUUGAGAUCCUUUUUAGUGCCAGCCAGAUAAUGGUUGGUAUCUUUGGCGGCAUUUGUGGAACUUCUGCCAAGAGAAGAAGCAGGAUGGUGUAG
This is a messenger RNA of Tachyglossus aculeatus (Australian echidna), 621 nucleotides long. It is a transcript of the gene TM4SF20, whose product is annotated as transmembrane 4 L six family member 20. Bases 1 to 621 code for a protein of 206 amino acids. The record is from RefSeq and is a predicted model, not a curated record. The transcript has 4 exons. Gene Ontology annotation, cellular component: membrane. NCBI's taxonomy places the organism in Eukaryota, Metazoa, Chordata, Mammalia, Monotremata, Tachyglossidae.